Molecule: messenger RNA, 3551 nt
Organism: Culex quinquefasciatus (southern house mosquito)
Lineage: Eukaryota; Metazoa; Arthropoda; Insecta; Diptera; Culicidae
Gene: Stim
Product: stromal interaction molecule homolog
Exons: 10
Coding region: 697-3408 (903 amino acids)
Biological process (GO): store-operated calcium entry; intracellular calcium ion homeostasis; activation of store-operated calcium channel activity
Cellular component (GO): plasma membrane; endoplasmic reticulum
Molecular function (GO): protein binding; calcium channel regulator activity; calcium ion binding
Source: RefSeq, a predicted model, not a curated record
CUUUCAGUCAGUCUUUCGGUUGCAUCCGUGCCGUGUGGUUGAUUGUGCGUUUUUCGUGUCGUGUGCUGCUUUGCGUAGUGUGUGAAAUAUUUUUCUUUUCUUUCUGCUUUUCCUGAGCCCCCUCUACGGAAGAAUAACUCUAGCUAGAAUAUAAAUUUGUUAGUGAUUGUGGUGGAAGAUUUAAGAGCGCUCACAUCUGCGAAGUGGGCAAAAAAGUAGUGCUGCUGCUGCAAGUGACAGCGGAAAAAUUCCCUGGAACUGCUUGAAUAUUCACUCAUUUCUUCCCGAAAAGGUGACACACGACGAGUGUUUGUUGGAGUGGUUGUGAAGAGCUAGUGUGAAAACUGUGAAUUACGAAGUACGACUGAACAGAGCAACUCAGAGCGAGAGAGGGUACGCGCAGAAGGUGAAGGUCGCCGUCCGGGUGGAGGAAGAAAUAUAGUUUCUGGAAACGAUCGCGGAAGCUGUGCGUCGAAACCUGUUCAAGAUCAAUGCCACAGCAGUAAACAACACCGCAUCGAUCGCAGUCAACGUUCUGCGAUAAUUUUGGGUUUCGGAAGGGACGUGUCCGCCGGCCAGAAUGCGACUGCUCCGAUGAUAGUGAAAUCCCGUUGCUUCCAAGUAGAGCGAAUCUACGCCAAGUUCUUCCAGCCUUUGGCGCACUAGUUCAACGCCUCACCACAGACACAAAGCAAUAUGGUCACGCCACGGCAGCGCCUCGUGACGACGACAACGACUGCAUGGCUGCUGGCAGUGUGUCUGUUUGCGGCGUCGAUUGUGCUGGUGUCAACCAGCGGUGGCGACGAUGACAUACUGUCCCGCUCGAGGCAGGCCCAUCAACAGCAUCAGCAGCAGCAGCAACAACACCAACAACAACAACAACUUCAUCAACAGCAACAACAACAACAACACCACAAAGCGGCCCAGCAGAACCAGCAGCAGCAUGAUCGUGGAGGUGGAGGUGAAGCAACCGGUCAGAAGGCGUCUGCGACGCCGCAACAGGCCGGCACCACGGCCGGUUCGGGAUCGUCCAACCGCGGUCUGGAGAGCCGCAACUCGUACGCCGUGCUGAGCCAGGCCAUGUCCCAGGCCGUCCACCACGAAUUCGGCACCUACGGCAGCGGCUCGGCCGACGGUGGCUGCAGUGCGGACGACUUUGAGUGCAUCACGCACCACGACCAGCUCGGCAUGGAGGCGAUCCGGUCGCUGCAUCGGCAGCUCGACGACGACGACAACGGGGACAUUGACCUGUCCGAGUCGGAUGAUUUUCUGCGCGAGGAGCUCAAGUACGACUCGGGCUACGAGAAGCGCCACAAGGCGUUCCACUUCAACGACGACAUGCACAUCUCGGUGAAGGAACUGUGGGAGGCGUGGCUGCGCUCCGAGGUGCACAACUGGACCGUCGACCAGACGACCGAGUGGCUCGCCCAGAGCGUCCAGCUGCCCCAGUACGUGCACCUGUUCCGGCUGCAUAAGGUCACCGGCAAGGUGCUGCCGCGGAUGGCCGUCAACAACAUGCACUACGUGAGCAACGUGCUCGGCAUCAAGGAUCCGAUCCACAAGCAGAAGAUUGCACUGAAGGCGAUGGACGCGGUGCUGUUCGGGCCACCGAGGGAAACGGGCACCCGGUGGAAGGACCUGCUGCUGGUGACACUGCUGCUGACGGCGAUCAUCGGCAGUUGGUACGCCUACCAGCAGAACAAGAACGCCAAGAUACACCUCAAGCGGAUGGCGAAGGACGUGGAGGGACUGCUGAAGGCGGAGGUGGCGCUGCAGGACAUGCAAAAGGAGCUCGAACGCGCCCGCCAGGAGCAAGAGAACGUGGGCAAGGAAAAGAUGGACCUGGAGCGCCGGCUCCGCGAGGCCCCCACGCUGUCCUCCUCCAACUCGGACCUGGAGCUGCAGCAGCUCAAGCAGGAGGUGGAAAUGCUGCGCUCGGAACUGUCCCGCGCCGAGGUCGAAAUCAACGACCACUGCUGGACGCCGCCGCAGGGCUUGCAGGCCUGGCUGCAGCUCACCUUCGAGCUGGAGAACAAACACCACAUCCGGAAGCGCAUCCAGGCGGAGAAGCAGCUGAUGUCGGCCCGCGAGGCGUGCGAAAAGCUCAAGAAGAAGCGCUCGAGCCUGGUCGGGGCGUUCGUGUCGACGCACGGCAAAAGCAUCGACGACGUGGACCGGAGCAUCGUGGAGGCACGGCACGCGCUGAACGACGUCACCAACGACCUGCAGGAACGCAUGUACCGGUGGAAGCAGAUCGAGCAGCUGCUCGGCUUCAGCGUCGUCAACAACAACGGACUGGUCCAUCUGGAGAACCUGCUGUACAACCGAAACGGCGGCUCGGGCAGUAAAAGCUAUCGAUCGCGUCUAUCAAGCAGCCAGGACGAUCUAGAUGACGAUUCCGUGCAAGGUUUGUAUGACGGCAUCUGCAGAAGUGGCCGGGACGACUCGUCGGCCAGUGACGACGGAGACCGGACCGGUGACCGGGAAACGGUCACCUUCAUCCUCGGUGGUUGUCCGACCACGUCGAGCAUGCAGCUCGCUGCGUUGAACCCGCUCAACUCGGGGCUCGUGUCACCGGCAACGGCUUCGGCCAUCCUGGCCAGCGUGUCUUCCAACAGCCAUCUUCAGCAGCAGCAACAGCAGCAGUACGGCCAUCACCAGGCGCCUUCGCUGCAGCAGUUCCACCACGGAAGCAGCAGCAGCAAUAGCUUGAACCACUCCAGUUCCGUGUCUUCGACCACGCCGUCCUCGCCGCUUUCGUCGCCGAUAAUGGCGUUUGGCCAGGCGGCGGCCAACAUCAACGACAGUUCGCAAAGUUUGCAGGACGAAACGUUGAUUUCGUCGUCGAACGAGCGGUUCGUGCCGCCCCGCUCGAAGAAGGCACCUGCCAAGCUGCCCACGGCACAGCCGGGCAAGGCACCGAUGCCGCCCCCGCGGAAGACCAUGUCGUCGCAGAGCCUCUUCUCCCUGGUCCGGUCCUCGAACUCGGACCUGGUGUCCCUGGAAUCCCCAGCGGUAUCUGUUUCAGCGGCAGCUGCGGGCCAUCCACCGCCGGCGCCGCUCCCAAUUUCAUCAUCAACGCCCGGCUCAACGCUACAGCUCCAGCACUUCGCUGAUGGCCAGCUCGUUCCCCGCGAACUUCAGCCACUUCAGCACCACCACCAGCCUGGAAAGUUUGUUCCCCAGCCAGCACCGCGGGACGGCGGCCUCGCUGCCGGCACUGCUGCAGCCCCUGCCGGAGAUGGAGGAGGAGUUGGGGCGGCCGCGGCCACGGCGGGACCACCGGAGCUUGACACCUACUCGACCGACUCGUCCACCGUCGACGAGGACGUCAAGCGGCGACGACGAAAGUUGCACUUUCCGUUCGGAAAGAAGUUUAGCAAAUCCUCCAGCAAGAAAACCCAAUGAGCUGGCGGUGGAAGCGGAACUGAAGGAGGAGGAAGAGGGCGAGGGGGAAGGGCAGGAGAUUGAGGACGAGGAGCAGUACCGGCGCCACAGCAAGGACGACGAGCAGCUGUUUCGGAGUGGGCGCCGGAGGAGCAUCUGACAGC